Penicillium soppii is the source of this 1701-nucleotide messenger RNA. RefSeq names its product sugar porter family MFS transporter. The record is from RefSeq and is a predicted model, not a curated record. Bases 1 to 1701 code for a protein of 566 amino acids. Gene Ontology annotation, biological process: carbohydrate transport; transmembrane transport. NCBI's taxonomy places the organism in Eukaryota, Fungi, Ascomycota, Eurotiomycetes, Eurotiales, Aspergillaceae. Gene Ontology annotation, cellular component: membrane. The transcript is spliced from 7 exons. Gene Ontology annotation, molecular function: carbohydrate:proton symporter activity.
AUGACCAAUCCAAUUGAAAUCAAGCCUUCUUCACUUGAGCGGGAUUUCCAGACUAAGUGUAAAUUGCUCCUGUCUAACCUAGAGGAAGAGAUCGACGCCUUGAAGACCCUCGAUGGGCCUUCCCCACUUCGCGUGACGUUGGCCAUCGAAAAUCUGAACAUACUCUAUAAAGAGGUGGAGGUAGUCCAGAAACUUGGUCUUGAUAUGAUUAACUUGGAGCCGAACUGUCGUACUGUCGUCGGAAACCGCAAUUAUCACGGCUAUGACCAAGGAGUCAUGAGUGGCCUGAUCGGCGCCAAUAACCAAUUCGGACGGACGUUCAACAACCCCGAUAGCACAAUGCAAGGCCUCCUAACUUCCAUCUAUGACAUUGGUUGUGCGGUUGGUUGUCUUCUCAGUCUUGUUAUCGGUCACCGUUUCGGUCGUCGUAACAUGAUUAUUGCUGGCGGUUCAAUCAUGAUAAUUGGAACCAUCAUCCUUGGCAGUUCUUAUACCGUCGCUCAAUUUCUCGUAGGCCGCGUCGUUACCGGUAUAGGCAAUGGUAUCAACAGCAGUACCGUCCCAGCCUACCAGUCCGAACUGGCACGACCUGAACAGCGCGGUAUGCUGCUCUCUGCACAGGGUACCGUCACAAUUCUCGGGCUGUGUAUUGCAUACUGGCUGGACUAUGGAUUGAGUUUCGUGGACUCGCCGGUCCAGUGGCGGUUCCCUAUCAGCUUUCAGGCUUUCUUUGCUGUUUGUUUAGUUUUGCAGAUGAUCCCACUGCCAGACUCGCCUCGCUGGCUCUGCGAACAAGAUCGCAGUGAUGAAGCGGGCUCGGUGCUGGCUCGUCUCCAGAUCGAGCAACCCGCCAACGAGUCGAACCCCGAUGUCAUUCAUCUCCGUCGCCAGAUCGAAACAUCUAUUGAGAUCGAGUCUGCCGGUGGGCCAUUCAAGUAUAAGGAGCUUUGGUCAGGCGGCCAGAUGGGUAAUCUUCGUCGCAUGAUCUUGGCCGCUGUUGUCAAUAUCCAGCAGCAGUUCACUGGCUCAAACAUGAUUAAUUACUACGCUCCCAAUGUGUAUCAGAAUGCGAUGCACCUCUCCCGCAAUCUCUCCCUGGUGCUAGGCGGCUGCACCUCCCUUGCAUAUCUCGUGGGCUCUAUAAUUCCUCUAUGGAGUAUGGAUAAAUUCGGUCGUCGAGCAUCACUCAUGCUAUCAGCCGCCGGUCUCUGCUUCUGCUUCGUUAUGACUGCAAUUCUAUUAUCAAUCGGUACUGCGAAAUGUGCAUACGCGGCCACCGUUUUUGUCUUCGUUUUCCAACUAUUCCUUGGUAUUGGUUAUCUGCCAGUCCCUUGGUUCUAUCCAUCCGAGAUCUCAACCACGCGCAUUCGCGCUCGAGCUCAGGCUUUCGGUGGCUUUGUCAAUUGGAUUUGCGUUUUCAUUGUUGUUCAAAUCACCCCGACAGCUAUUAAUAAUAUUGGCUGGAAGACGUUCAUCAUCUUUGCCUGCUUCUGCUUUGCAUGGAUCCCUAUGGUGUUUUUCUUCUUCCCUGAGACUAAAGGUCUCGAGCUUGAGGAUGUGGAUCACCUGUUUGAGAAGGGUGGAAUCACAGGUGGCGUUUGGGAAAGCAGAGGGUUCCCUGUUCGCCCUGGGCAUCACCGGGCUAUGAAUGAGGAGAGAAUCGAGAAAUCAAUUCCCGAGAGUGCUCACAUUGAGGUGUAA